AUGUCAAGUUUAACCAAUAGUACUACAAAUCGAAUCUCAUCUUCAUCAAAUAAUCCAGCAUUUAUCACCAAUAAUGAUACCACUAAUCUUACGAAUCCUUCGGAAUCAUCCGUGCAACCUACUCUGACAAGCAUGGGCUUAGCUGCAGCAACAGCUAAUCAUACAUCUAAUAUUGAAUCUGAUUCGAAACGGAAACUUGAGGAUCCUUAUGCUAAUUUCUACGCGCUAAAUCGAACAUUACCACCUCCACCGAUCGGACCAACAACAUUUAACGUCAAUAAUCAAUCAUCUAUGAAUAAUUCACCAUUCAUUACUAAUUCUACAGAUCAUUCGGACAAUGGAGCAUUUAAAAAGAUCAAGCAUGAAUCUUUAUUGUUAAAUACACAUUCUUAUUACAAUUCUCCUUAUCAACCGAUUCCUCCUCUAUCGACAAAUAACAUGUCUCCAGCUCAUUCUUCAGCAUCGAGUCCAUCAUCUCAUCAUUCAGUAUCGAAUUCGACAAAUCAUUGUUCAACACCGGCGCGGCGCCGACAUCGAACAACAUUCACUCAAGAGCAAUUGGCUGAACUUGAAACAGCAUUCGGAAAAAGUCACUAUCCCGAUAUAUAUUGUCGAGAAGAAUUAGCUCGUGUUACAAAAUUGAAUGAAGCUCGUAUUCAGGUUUGGUUUCAAAAUCGACGAGCGAAGUAUCGUAAACAAGAAAAACAAUUGCAAAAAGCGCUCUCGCCCGUGCUCUCACCAUGCAACGCCAUGAUGAGAAACUUCUAUCAAACAUCGACUGGAAGACCUUAUCAAUACGGAACAUCUACCAAUGGACCAACUAACCCAACAUCCAAUCAGAUUCGUUACCCAUCAUCUGCAGUUGUCUAUUCACAAUUCUCACCACUAACAGCUGCUGGCAUUCGACAGGAUAAUCCGCUGUCGUUUCAAGAUACUGAUUGGUACAAUAAGAGUCUCUCGUCAUUUCGCGUCGAUCAUACAUCAAUGCUUCAUUAUCCAGCUUGA
Messenger RNA from Adineta ricciae, 1005 nucleotides. NCBI's taxonomy places the organism in Eukaryota, Metazoa, Rotifera, Eurotatoria, Adinetida, Adinetidae. The record is from the annotation of a GenBank genome assembly.